Molecule: messenger RNA, 3878 nt
Organism: Dicentrarchus labrax (European seabass)
Lineage: Eukaryota; Metazoa; Chordata; Actinopteri; Moronidae
Gene: grpr
Product: gastrin-releasing peptide receptor
Exons: 4
Coding region: 409-1527 (372 amino acids)
Biological process (GO): G protein-coupled receptor signaling pathway
Cellular component (GO): membrane
Molecular function (GO): G protein-coupled peptide receptor activity
Source: RefSeq, a predicted model, not a curated record
AAAAAAAAAAAAACAUGACAAACAAACACAGCAAACGUUUUUUUUUUAUUUUACCAAAUGCUGUAGACCGUUUUAAGCAUUAAUGAUAAUUCUCAAAUUGAGCUUUCUCUAUCAUACUUCUAAAGAGUUUACUGUUUUCUCUCUUAAAUUCAAUCCCACUGACACAUAUAUUGAUUGGUGCAUGUUGUGUACCGCUCAGCGCACUGGGUGGCAGCAGCUAUAGCGGACCCCCACUCUCAAACACUGAGGAGGACGUGCACACACAACUCUAAAGUUGAAAUUGUCACCACAAUAGUUGUGCUUUCUCUCUGAAACCCCACAGGACCUGUCCGCAUCUUCUCUGAGUUUGAACUUGUAUUUAAAAAAAGAACAUAUCUCGAGCAGUCGAUUGGUUUUACGGUGGUACAGAUGGAGCAUCUAUACCCAAACGCGUCGCGCAGCGUCACUUCUCUCCAAAGCUCGGCAGGGACGAUGUGGUUCACCGGCGUGGCCAUUGCUUCUGUUUACGGUGUAAUCGGCGUCUUGGGGCUAAUCGGCAACAUCACGCUCAUCAAGACUUUUUGUUCUGCCAAAUCCAUCCGCAAUGUGCCGAAUCUCUUCAUGUCGAGUCUUGCGCUGGGGGAUGUUUUACUGCUGGUGACCUGCGCUCCGGUGGAUGCCAGCCGCUACCUGUCAGAGGAGUGGCUGUUCGGGAGAGUGGGAUGUAAAGUCAUCCCCUUCAUUCAGCUCACCUCGGUUGGGGUGUCUGUGUUCACUCUCACAGCCCUCUCUGCUGACAGGUAUAGGGCCAUUGUGAAGCCCCUGGAUAUCCAAACAUCAAGCACCACUACCAGCAUUGUCCUGCGGGCGGCGCUCAUCUGGCUUGUCUCCCUGGUCCUGGCUAUUCCUGAGGCCAUCUUCUCUGACCUCCACACUUUCAACGUCACCUCCACUAAUGAGACCUUCGUCACCUGUGCCCCAUAUCCCCAUGCUGGGGAACUGCACCCUAAGAUUCACUCCAUGGCGUCCUUCCUCAUUUUCUACGUAAUUCCCCUGCUGGUCAUAUCCAUGUACUACACCUUCAUCGCCCGGAGCCUGUUGAGGAGCGCCUCAAACCUGCCUGUGGAGGGCAACGUGCAUGCAAGACAACAGGUUGAAUCAAGAAAGCGCUUGGCCAAGACGGUGCUGGUGUUUGUUGGUCUGUUUGCAGUAUGCUGGCUUCCCAGUCACGUCAUCUACUUAUACCGCUCCUAUCACUACUCCCAGGUUGACACUUCCCUGGUUCACUUUGUGUGCAGCAUUGUAGCUCGUAUCCUGGCCUUCACUAACUCCUGUCUCAACCCCUUUGCCCUUUACCUGCUGAGCAAGACCUUCCAGAAGCAGUUCAACCAGCAGCUGUGCUGUUGCUGUUGUAUGAUCUUCAAACGCUCCUUACAGAGCCCGUCACAUUAUAACACGCGGGUGACCUCUGUCCGCAGCACACAUCACUCCAUGGCGAGUCUAAGCAUGAUCAAUGGCAGAAGGCUCUAUCAGGAGGAUUGUGUGUAAGGGACAAGAUGUUCUAACUGCCAACUAACAGCAGCAUCUUGGUCAAGGUGUCUGUUAAAAAGAAAGAGAGAAAAUUGUAAAGCAUGCAAGUCUAUGGCCAUGCUUUCGAAACUUGUUAUUUCAGUUCCCUACAUAAUACAAUAAGACUGUUUAGUACGAUAUCAAUUAAAACAAUACAUGUCCAUUCAAUCGAUUGCUCUUUUGGUGAUGUACUUAUGUAUUAAUCACUGAGUUAUACUUGUAGUUUGUAAAAUAUCUUUAUUUACUACAAGCUAUCGGCUAAUUUCAGCAUGCGAACAUGUUCACAAUCGUCAUGCUGAUGUUAAGCCUGUGUUUACUAUGUUCACAGUCACCGCAUAAGACUGUGAAUACAGUCUCUAGUACCUGGAUGGUGCACUCAUAACCGUCAAAAAGUUGAGUGUGGAACGCUGGACACUUCUUAUCCCCAGUGGUUACCAUUUUCGCUACGUAGUGGAAGGGGCAAAUUACAGUUUCUGUGUAAUUUCCACCUUGUAAGAAACGGGGGAAACACAGGCAAUAAAAAAUAGAAGCAGGUAAAUUUUUUAUUAAUAUCGUGAAGAAAUCCAGUGAAAAAUAAGCUGAUAUUGGUGCUUGAUCCGGUUGCAAUUUGAGGUAAAAGGAGAAGGUGACACGGUAAAAUGUUACGAUUGUCAUUUCUGGCAAGUGUGCAAUAGUCGUGCUCGAUUUGAGACGACACUAUGCUGUCAAAAUUGCCGCACUACGCAAGUAAGUAUGUAGUGUGCAUUGUGUACUGUACUAACAGAAGUAUUCGAAUUGAGACACAUCAUUAGUGUAGCAUAUUAGCAUGCUAACAUUUGCUAUUGCUAAUUACAAUCCAUGCAGCAUUAUUAUAGUUUUACUUUAAAAAGUAUCUACUGUUACUGUAAAUUAGUAGGCUAGUAUAUAAAUUCAGUUUUGAUAAGACACAGCUCCCACAAUGACACAAUGAGUGUCCCUUUAAGGGUUUCAUCCAGGCUUACAAACUCGGACAGAGGUGCCAAAUUUGCAAUAGGAGUGACAUGAAAGAGUAGCAUUUACCUUCUGUGAACAAUAAUCAUCUCUAAUGAAGUUAUAUUAUGGAGGUGAAAGGAUAUAUUUUUAGUAGAAACCAGUAUUAAUCUUUACAAACACACUAGGGUCACUAGUACCAAAACAAUGGCGCUUCAAGGAGUCAUGGACCACAUCUAAAUAAUAAAAAAUAACUUUUUUUCAAUUGAUAAAAGGGAUCAAAUGCUUUUGCAUUAUGUUGCCAAAAAAUGAUGGUUCGCUCUAAUAUGUGGUAUUGGUUUAUAUUCUUAUGGAUAUUGAUAUAACAUUCUGCCUGCACCCUGUUGCUGUAUUUGUAUAUAUAUUUUUAAAUAUUAGAUGCUGUGAUAACUGUGACAUUGAAGUGUACAUUCAGAGAUGUAUUUUAAAUGUUAGCUGUCGUCUAGUUACAGAAUGUUUUUGCAGCUGUGUUGUACACAGUUUGAAAAAUUAACCGUGAUUGUAAAUGUAUGUCUUACAAAUCGAAUUUGUAUUUGUGUGUUUGUGUGUGUGUGUGUGUGUGUGUGUGUGUGUGUGUGUGUGUGUGUGUGUGUGUGUGUGUGUGUGUGUGUGUAAACACAAUUUACAUGAAGUUCUCUGGGAAAUUAAUCAGACACUAAGUCUGUCUUUAGCUUAAACAUAUUGCACCAUGAAUUUUUCUUUCCAGUAGAAAGACACAUAAUAUGAAAUCAAUAAAAAUGGCUGUCAAAUUACGGUGCACUAUAUCAUUUUCUACAUUAUAUAGCGUAGUGAAAGUGGAGCCUCAUGUGCGCCUUUGUGCUUUGGUUAUGUUAAGAGUCUUAGUACUGUUGACUGUGUAUACACCACAUAGUUCUUGCACCACUGUGUUCACUGGACAUGAUUAUUCUGCACUGUCACAUGCUAGAUUUACAGGCACUAUAUUACACGGCAAUGUCCUAAUUUGGUGUUUCACAGAGGGAAAGGAUCAUGCCCAGGUUGUGAUGAGUGGGUGUAUAAUUCAGUCUGGAUUCUGUUUGUUUAAUUGUGAUGUAAGCGCCUUGCCAAAUUUCUGUCCUGCAUGGUCUCAACCAUCUACUUAACAUGUCAUCUUUAGGGUCAGGCUGAUUCUGUGUAAAGUCUGGAAUGUAAAUAAGGAUUUGUUAUUAUCUUUUUAAUUUAAGGAAUGAAAGACACACACAUUAAGACUAAUAAAAACACAUUACUAUGUCAUGUGUUUGAAACCCAUUUUAAAAAAGUCUUACAGGAAUCCUGCAGAAGAAUGUUAAGGUCCUGCAGGAUUGUUUAAAGACCAUAAAGGAAUUCCAUAGGAAUUCCCUAACUUU